GGAGCUGGGAAUUGAAGCUGGUGUGACUGCAGCAACUUACCCACCUGGGCCUCUGCAUCCUCACUUAGCCCAUUACCAUGCACCUCCUCGACUUCACCACUUGCAAAUAGGGGCCCUUCCUCUAAUGGUACCAGACAUGGCGGGCUACCCUCACAUCCGUUACAUUUCAUCGGGAUUGGAUGGAACAUCAUUCAGAGGCCCUUUCAGGGGCAAUUUUGAGGAGCUGAUUCACUUGGAAGAACGAUUAGGCAACGUUAAUCGUGGAGCAACACAGGGAACUAUAGAAAGAUGCACCUAUCCACAUAAAUACAAAAAGAGGAAACUGCACAGCAAACAAGAUGGAGAGGAAGGAACAGAAGAAGACACAGAGGAAAAGUGUACCAUCUGUUUGUCUAUAUUAGAGGAAGGUGAAGAUGUCAGGCGCCUUCCGUGUAUGCACCUUUUCCACCAAGUAUGUGUAGAUCAGUGGUUGAUUACUAACAAGAAGUGCCCCAUUUGCCGGGUGGACAUUGAGGCUCAACUGCCUAGUGAAAGUUGACACCGUUUUUGAGAACUCUUGUCCUCCCUCUCACUCCCUUUCAUCCUUCCUGGUACUGCAGUCAACCAAAGAUGGCAUGACUUACCUGCGCAGAUUUGGAAGCAUUGAACCUAGAGUGCUGGCUCUGCUAUAUGGUACAACUAAUGCUAGACCUACACUUUAUGUAGACAGUUGAAUUUCAGUGUAUUUAUAAAACCUCUUUUUUUGUUCAGAUUCUAUGUUUUUUCUUUUAAUUCAUUACUGUAUUUUUGCAUGGUUCUUUGUAUUGCAUUUGUUUGCACAUAUUAUGGGCUUUGUGAUCCCAAACUUGCAGGCAAGAAUAGCUGCUUUAGUAAGUAGAGUUGUGUGGUCUCUUUUUUUGGUUUGUUUUAUAUAGUAUCGAGCUUUGAAAAUAUGAUUUCACUCAUUACUAACCUCGGAUUCCUUAAUUUAAUCAAUUGUAUUUUACUUUAAUGUAUAAAGAUCAUCUAGAAAAGGAUAAUAUUAUGUAUUGAGACAUUCCUUAAUUAGGAAAAAUGGCUGCUGUAUAUUAA
Tinamus guttatus (white-throated tinamou) is the source of this 1071-nucleotide messenger RNA. The record is from RefSeq and is a predicted model, not a curated record. Lineage: Eukaryota; Metazoa; Chordata; Aves; Tinamiformes; Tinamidae.